This is a messenger RNA of Aureobasidium namibiae CBS 147.97, 1701 nucleotides long. RefSeq names its product PIN domain-like protein. Gene Ontology annotation, biological process: DNA recombination; DNA double-strand break processing; mismatch repair. Gene Ontology annotation, cellular component: nucleus. The transcript is spliced from 2 exons. The record is from RefSeq and is a predicted model, not a curated record. Gene Ontology annotation, molecular function: 5'-flap endonuclease activity; DNA binding; 5'-3' DNA exonuclease activity. Bases 1 to 1701 code for a protein of 566 amino acids. NCBI's taxonomy places the organism in Eukaryota, Fungi, Ascomycota, Dothideomycetes, Dothideales, Saccotheciaceae.
AUGGGCAUCCAAGGUCUCCUCCCUCUGCUCAAGUCAAUCCACAAGCCAUGCCAUCUCAAGCACUUUUCUGGUCAGACCCUGGCUGUUGAUGCAUAUGGCUGGCUACACCGCGGCGCCAUCGCAUGUGCAAUUGACCUCGCCCAGGCCAAACCCACCAGGAAAUGGCUCGACUUUGUCAUGCACCGAGUCCGCAUGCUCCAACACUUCAAUGUCACCCCAUAUCUUGUCUUUGAUGGCGACUAUCUGCCCAGCAAGUCCGCUACCGAAAAGGAUCGCGCCACUCGUCGCAGAGAGAGCAGAACAAAAGGCCUCGAGUUCCUUCGUCUAGGCAAGUCCUCCUUGGCUCAGGCAGAGUUGCAGAAGAGCAUUGACGUGACGCCCGAAAUGGCUCGUCAGCUCAUCGACGAACUCAAGAAACUCUGCCUUCCUUACAUCGUUGCUCCUUACGAAGCCGACUCGCAGAUGGUCUUUCUGGAACGAUGUGGCUUGGUGAACGGUAUCAUCUCAGAGGACUCUGAUCUUCUGGUGUUUGGCGCUCGCUGUCUGCUCACCAAGCUCGACCAAUAUGGAGAGUGCAUUAUGAUCAACCGAGACGACUUCACUGCCUGUCGCGAAAUCAGUCUAGUCGGCUGGUCCGACGCUGAUUUCAGACUCAUGGCCAUCCUGAACGGUUGCGAUUAUCUUGCUGGUAUUGAGAAAAUGGGUCUCAAAACCGCCUACCGCUUGAUUCGCAAGCACAAAACCCUUGAUCGUAUCAUUCGAUCCGUCCAGUUCGAAGGCAAGAUCAAAGUUCCACCCGGUUAUCUCGAAUCCUUUGCGAGUGCCGAAGCCACCUUUCUAUAUCAAUGGGUCUACUGUCCUCAGUCUCGCUGUCUCGUCAACUUCAGCGAACCUGCGCCUGACGUGGAUCUCGCUCACUUCCCAUGUAUUGGCCAUCACGUCGAGGCUAACAUCGCUGCUGCCGUUGCUGUCGGUGAUCUGCACCCUCAUACCAAGCAACCCCUUUGUCCGCCCAAGAUUUCUCGGAACACAUUCCAACAUGGUGCCCGCAAUCGUGCCCAAGUCCUUCAAACGCCCGACUUGAAGAAGCACAAGUCCAUAGACAGCUUCUUCAAGCCUCAGCGCACCCCACUGGCUGAGCUUGACCCAAAUAGCUUCACACCUUCGCCUAGUCAACAGCGUCUCUUGCAGCGUGGUCCGGCUUCUUGGUCUGCAGAUUCCGCCAGGCGACCUUCCCUUCUUUCGCGUGCAGUAUCCAGCGCACAUGCUCCGCAGCACCCACAGCGUCACUCGGCAGACAGAUCUCGAAACAAGUCCAGUUCGCCGAAGCGUCAACGCUUGUGCUCUGAUGGCUCUUAUGUAUCUACGCCAUCAACACCGACGGAACGCGUGGAAUCUGGGACAAGCAAAUUCUUCAAGCAUGCCACACUGUCCAAGGGCUCUGUGCUUGAGAAGAUCGGCAAUUCAUCGAAAGACGAGUUCAAUCUGUGGUCGGACGAUUCGAUCGAGCAGGCCAUGAGCUUGUUGCCAGGCACAACAGAACAAGGAAGCUCGACAAGGUCAACGAAUUGGCUUACUAUCUAUCACCACGUUGAAAGUCCCGGUGUGCUGGAAGAAGUUAUCGACACAACAGCUGAGACACCUUUCACAGCUGGACACGCCUACUACGACCGAGUCAAAGCGAAAAAGAAGCGAAGUUGA